AACCCUCUUUCAGUGGAUACAUCGUUACCAGUGCAAUAUCAUGUACGACGAGUACGAGAUGGUCGGUCCUUUUGUACACGAACCGUUGAAGCUAUACAAGAAGGAAAAAUUGUAUUCACUCUACAAGUAUCUUUCCAUGUGCUUGAACCAGAUGCGGCAGUUCAUCAGGACACUAUGCCAGAUGUUCCAUCAUGGAAGGAGUUGAAAUCUAUGACUGAUCUCGUACCUUGGUUAAUGACUGAAAUUACUGAAGGCAGAAUCCAAGUGAAUCCAGUAGUUGAAAAGAGAUUGAAAUAUUAUGAUAGUCGUGCGAAUCAAGAUGGCGAACUCUUCGAGAUAAGGCCAACUAAUGUCGAACGACAUUUGGGGUUUGGAAAAUCUGAACCACCCAACGAGGACGUUUUAUUCAUGGUUCAAAUCCAUGAGACCUAG
Messenger RNA from Ostertagia ostertagi, 432 nucleotides. Lineage: Eukaryota; Metazoa; Nematoda; Chromadorea; Rhabditida; Trichostrongylidae. The record is from the annotation of a GenBank genome assembly.